This is a messenger RNA of Didymodactylos carnosus, 1122 nucleotides long. Lineage: Eukaryota; Metazoa; Rotifera; Eurotatoria; Philodinida; Philodinidae. The record is from the annotation of a GenBank genome assembly.
AUGUCAUCGUUGUUUGAUAGUCUUAGUGCAAGUGAAAAAACUUCGAUAGUUAUCGAUAUUGGUCAUGCAUACACAAAAUGUGGUUUUGCUGGUAGUUCAUCGCCACGUCAUAUAAUUCCAACAAGUGUUUUAGUCAAUGAAAAGGAACAACAUAUAUUUGAUAAUCAAUCUGAUUUGGGUUUAUUACGUGAACAAUUAACAGAAUUUAUUCGACUUAUUUAUUACAAAUAUAUCAUAGCUAAUUGUCGUGAUAGACGUGUUGUAUUAGUUGAAUCCGUUAUUACACCAACAAAAAUACGCCAUUUACUCACAGAUAUAUUUCUAAAACAAUUUGAAGCAUCCUCAUUAGCAUUUGUUCCAUCACAUUUAGCUGCCACAUUUACAUUAGGUCGUGUACCAUUAGCUGUACAAUUUGAUAGUUUACCAUACGCUGGAAAAGCAAUCCACGGUCGUAUACAGCAAUUAUUAGAACAACAUGCAUCUGUGACAAAAAAUGGAAAGAAACAGUUGUUUAAAGAUAUCAAUUUAAAAUUAGAUCAAGAAAUUUUGGAAGAUAUUAAAGUUCGUUGUUGUUUUGUUUCACCAUUUGAAAGAGCACAAAUAUAUGCAGAAAAUGAUUUAUUAUCCCCAGAAAAACAACGAAAAAAUGAUGAUGUUUUUAAGUCAGCUGGAAAUGUUGAUUAUCCCGUUGUAUCAGAUAUGAUUAUUCACAUACCGGGUAUUGUUAGAGAAUUAGCAUGUGAAGUGUUAUUUGAACAAGAUAUUGAUGGAAAAUCAAUUGCCACAUUAUUAUUAGACUCAUUAGUUCAAUCCGCAUUAGAUAUUCGUCGACAAUUAGCCGAUAAUAUAUUGAUCAUUGGUGGUACGGCGAUGAUGCCGGGCUUUUUACAUCGUUUGAAUUCUGAAUUAAUACAUCUCGCUAACGUAUCAACAUAUAACAAAAAAUUAGCGAUCAAAACAUUUCAUUAUCAUUCACCACCAGGUCAAUUAAACUACGUAACCUGGUUAGGAGGAUCAUUCUUCGGUGCGUUAGAUACACUUGAAUCUCAAUCGAUCAUACGUGAGAAAUAUUUAGAGAAUGGAAUUGUACCUGACUGGUUCACUGGUGAACGAGCUGGAUAA